UCGUUACCGGGGAAACGAACAUGACAAUUUCAACCAGCAAUAUUGGACGCUCUUUUCUAUUCAUCACGGCGGAGAUAAUUUCAGGACCAGAACUGGACAGCCAAAAUGUACUUUUACCUGCGAUGUUGAACUCACCCUUUACAGGUGCCCGACCUACAAACCUAUCUAACAACGUGUGGGUAUCACUAGACCGGCCCGAGGGGGUCCAGUACAAGGCCCCUAACGUUGUGGGCCGGGCGAUGAUCAUCGUGAUGCAGCUCCCGCGGAUCAUCGACAACGUCUUUAGGAUCGUGUUGUACGUGGUCAUCAUCAUGGCCACCAUUGGCAUGGGGGUCAGCGUGGAGCUGCCCGUCAUCAAGGCUGUCCUCAUGAGACCAGUGGCGCCGCUCAUUGGACUGGCCUGCCAGUAUAUCGGGAUGCCUCUGAUCGCGUAUGCUGUCGCCAAGACGGUGCCCCAAGAAAACGCUGCCAUCUCCCUGGGUAUCUUCACCUGUGGGAUAGUCCCUGGGGGCGGGAUGAGCAACAUGUUUACUUACUUGUUCGGUGGGGACUUGGCACUCUCGGUCGCCAUGACAACCAUCAGCAACAUAGCCGCUUUAGCUUUUAUCCCCCUGUGGAUAUUCACCCUCGGGAGCACGUUCAGUGACGAGACGACCUCCCUGCACGUGCCGUACUUGAAGAUUCUGGAAACUCUGGCACUCGUUAUCCUGCCGAUAUUCGCCGGCAUCUUCAUCGAGUACAAGUUCCCAAAGAUCGGCAAGUGGAUCAAACGCUGUCUGAAGCCAGUGCUAAUGCUGGUCGUGACGUUCAUGCUUGCUCUCGGUAUUUACACCAACAUCUUUAUCUUCAAGAUGAUCAAACCCAUGACCAUCGCUGCCGGCUGCCUCCUGCCCUACGUGGGGUACCUGGUCGGGGGCGUGGUUGCCUUCGUCCUAUGCCAGUCCUGGUGCAGGAUAAAGACCAUCGCCAUAGAAACCGGAAUACAGAACUCGGGCAUUGCUUUCCUCAUCGUUUAUCUGUCCCUGCCCCCACCAGACAACCAGCUGGCGGCCGUGGGACCCGCAUCGUCUGCCAUCAUGACGCCCUUGCCGCUCUUUCUCCUAGUCAUCAUCUACACCAUCUACAACCGCUGCCAACGAAAAUCUCAGCCCAAGAAUGACCAGGACGAAAAACUGACAAAACUUCUGGAAAACGGCGCGGAACAAACGGUAGUUGUGACGACAAAUGGGGAAGUAGAAAAACCAAAGCAAGCAGAGAAGGAGAAGAAGAAAAAGAAGAGCAUGGAGGAAAAACAAAGGGAGAUGACCAUGAGACAACUACAGCAGGGAGAUCAGCCUGCUGCUAUUUUGGUUUUGUGGCGGAAGUUGCAUAAAAAGUGUGAUGAGAAAACGAUGCGUUCAAACUCUGCUACACAUGUAUAGAAUCGAAAUCUCUUCAAUAUUUUCGAGAACUUGGUUUUAUAAUAUUCAGUCAAUUCUAUAUUAAUGUGAGACAUUUUUAAAUUGUCAUGACAAAAAAAGAAAUCGUGUCAAAUAUAAUCAAUUAGUCUUAGACACUGCUUGCAUUAUUAUUAGAUUUAAAUUUACAAACGUUGUUGAUGCCUUCUUGAGUAGGUAGGCUCAAAAAUAUUUUAGCUUGUCUAACAUUAAUGGCGUUUUAUUUUUAUCAAAAGCAAUAUAUCUCUAUUAAAUCAGUGUCCAUUUUCAUUAAAAAAAAAAUUAUAUUACGCCGACAUGCCAACGUACAUAAUUAAGCGUUAUCUGUGGUGUAUAAUUAUGUAUAGCACACAACUCACAUAAAUCAACUGUUGUUUCGUGGCUAUAUUGAUAUUUGAUUUGAUGUUGCCAGCUUGGCUCUUGUGUUUUUGUCUUGUGAUCUACCGGCCAGGCUGAACGUGUUCAGCGUUAGUCUAUGACUGCCAUAGUGCUCGUCCAUAUAUGACGUCACACAGUCACGUGAACAAGUGGGAUCAGACUUGUGUGACGAUGUGAUAGG
Messenger RNA from Physella acuta, 1995 nucleotides. Its product is annotated as ileal sodium/bile acid cotransporter-like. The record is from RefSeq and is a predicted model, not a curated record. Lineage: Eukaryota; Metazoa; Mollusca; Gastropoda; Physidae. Gene Ontology annotation, cellular component: membrane.